UAAGGGAAGCAAUACAAAAGCUGUUCCUCUGUUCUGUGGGGAAGGGAAUUCUGUGCUGCAACUCUGGGCCCAGAUUCCAUCCUAAACCCAGGAUCCAGCUACUGUCACCCAACAAUUCUAUUACUCUGUUCAGGAGGAGACGCUAAGACCAGAUAGACACGAUGGAGACCACUCAGUUUGACAAUCACACGUCGUUCUCCAUUCAUGGGCAUAAAAUGCAAUUCAAUGUUAUUAAGUUUCUCACCACAAUAAACAAUGUAACGGUCGGACACUGUUAUAAUUCGCAGGCCCGCAGCACUGUACUUCAGGGGCUACCCUUUGGCGGGAUCCCCACUGUCCUGGCCACUAAUGUUGUCCUGUGGAUGGUGCUGCUGCUGGUGUUCUCCUGCCUGAGGAAGGCGGCCUGGGAUUAUGGGCGCUUGGCUCUGUUGAUGGAUAAUGACAGUGUAACGUCUCUAUUCUAUGGGGAGCAGACGGAUAAAGAGAAAUCUCCAUCUGAAUCCAGCCCCUCAGAUGUGGAGAGUAAGGAUGUGGGGUUCUGCUCCUGGCUCUCGUCUCUCUAUUACAUGAGGGAUUCGGAGAUUCAGUGUAAGAGCGGCAUCGAUGCCACCAUCUACCUCUCGUUCCAGCGCCACAUCCUGGUGCUGCUCACACUGAUCUGUGUCCUGUCCAUUGGGAUCAUCCUCCCGGUCAACUUCUCUGGUGAUCUACUGGGUUCAAGUCCACAGCAUUUCGGACGCACAACGAUUGCAAAUGUACCAGCUGAGGAUGGGCUGCUCUGGCUGCACAGUAUCUUUGCACUGAUUUAUUUCCUGAUGACAGUGAGCUGUAUGACCCAUCACUCGCUGCAGCUGGAAUAUCAGGAGAAUGAGAAGGUGGCGAGGACGCUGAUGAUUGCACAGAUUCCAAAGGAAAUCUCUGACCCUGGUCUCCUCACCAAGCACUUCCAUGAGGCGUAUCCUGGCUGCACUGUCAGUGACAUUCAGUUCUGCUUUGAUGUUCGAAGACUCAUGAAACUGGAAUCUGAGAGGCAUAAGGCAAUGAGAGGUCGAUUGUAUUUCACAGCCAAGGCCCAGAAAGAGGGGAAGAUAAUGAUCAGGACAAACUCCUGUGCUCGAAUUUGCUGCUGUGAGUGUGGUUUUGCGAAGGUGGAUGCUGAGCAGUAUUACAGUGAGUUGGAAGAAAAACUUACAGACGAGUUUUAUGCCGAACUGAACCGCAUCUCCUUAAAACGUUUAGGAAUGGGAUUCGUAACAUUCCAAGAUGAUCGGAUGACAGCAGUUAUAGUGAAGGAUUACAGACGGACGCGGUGCCAGCGACGGCCGCAGCAAUCCAGCAUCACCACUGUGGUGAAGUCCCACCAGUGGAACGUGAGCUACGCACCAGCUCCCAACAACAUCAUCUGGGAGAAUCUGUCUGUUCAGAGCACCGAGUGGUGGAUUCGCUGCAUCGUCCUCAACACCUUCCUCUUCAUCCUACUCUUCUUCCUCACCACGCCGGCCAUUAUUGUCAACACCAUGGACAGGUUCAAUGUCACCAAUCCCAUCCAGAGCCUCAAGAAUCCAAUUGUGACUCAGUUCUUCCCGACGCUGCUGCUCUGGGGUUUCUCUCACGUUUUGCCGUUCAUCGUUUACCGCUCAGCAUUCUUCGAGUGUCACUGGACACGAUCCACUGAGAACCAAGUGACGAUGCACAAAUGUUAUUUCUUCCUGGUUUUCAUGGUGAUUAUUCUGCCCUCUCUGGGCCUGACCAGCCUCGACGUCUUUUUCCGAUGGUUGUUUGACAUCCACUUUCUUGAUCAAGCCAACAUUAAAUUUCAAUGUGUCUUUCUCCCAGAUAAUGGCGCUUUCUUUGUUAAUUACAUCAUAACAUCCAGUCUAAUUGGUACCGCGAUGGAACUUCUGCGGAUUCCGGGUCUGAUCGUUUACGCCUUGCGAUUGUGCUUUGCUAAAACAGAACCUGAGCAGAUCCAUGUGAAGAAGAGUCAGGCCUAUGAGUAUCAGUACGGGUUAGAAUACGCCUGGACCAUGUGCAGCUUUGCUGUUGUGAUGACGUACAGCAUCACAUGCCCACUCAUUGUCCCCUUUGGGCUGGUGUACAUGCUGCUCAAGCACCUGGUGGAUCGCUACAACAUUUACUAUGCCUGCGUCCCGACCAAACUGGAUCAGCACAUUCACUCUGCGGCUGUCAGUCAGGUCAUCAUGGGCCCCAUCCUCUGCAUGUUCUGGCUCCUCUUCUUCUCUGUAUUGCGCUUGGGUCCGGUCCAGCCCAUCACUCUCUUCACGUUUAUCACUCUGCUUUUUUGCAUUAUCUUCUCUAUACUUGGGGCUUGCAUCAAACGAUUCAAGAAGCAGCAAGUUCCCAGCUACCAGAUGGCAGACCAGCAGUCAGAGAGUGGCUUCACGGACACUGAGAGAUCCAGCGUAUCUUCAACACCAAAUUCCACUAUGUACAUUGCUGCGGUUCUGCAGGAUCCUGAGGUUGGGCUGACACCUGCAGCCUCGCCUGCACACCUGUCUUAUGGAGCAAUGGGAAACCGUGUGGAAGGGACUAAACUGGGAAACACGGAUCAGAUGCAAAGUUUGGAAUCAGACCUGGAACGUCAGCAGGAUUUGGCACCAGGAUCGUUAAUGGAUAACGAAAUCCAAUAUCACUAGCAUGAGAUAUCAACGGGACAUAAUUUAGCGUUGCAUUAACUGGCAGGAUGCCUGUCACUGAGCAGAAGCUGUUUAUAUCCGGAGCUGGAGUGAGAUGGAUACUGAAAUCUAACUGACUUGCCAAGUUGCUCUGCCAACAAGGGGGAAAUGCUGUGCUGUUCAGAUCAAUUUCCAUCACUUGUUCUGUCUCCGUGCUUUGGAUGGAAGGCUCACUUAGACUACUCUGCCUGUCUCGGGAGCUGCAUGUGGUGGUACCAAGACUCGGUGAGAAAUGAGAAACCAGAGACACUGAACAGCAUCCAGAGCCAUCGCUUAACCCUAAGCUGCACCAGCCACUGACACAGGCGGCUUUGUACCUAUCUAUAGAUACACAGGGCUUGUCAGUCGCAUACUGCUGUUACUUUUUGCUGUAAUAUAUGAAACUAAGUGGCCUUUUUCACUGCUCACCUGAUGUUCCGAUUGUGUUUUAACUGAACGUAAUAUUCGAUAAAUACCACGCUGCUCGAUUCUG
This is a messenger RNA of Callorhinchus milii (elephant shark), 3168 nucleotides long. It is a transcript of the gene tmem63c, whose product is annotated as transmembrane protein 63C. The transcript is spliced from 23 exons. Gene Ontology annotation, molecular function: calcium-activated cation channel activity. Gene Ontology annotation, cellular component: plasma membrane. Bases 162 to 2657 code for a protein of 831 amino acids. The record is from RefSeq and is a predicted model, not a curated record. NCBI's taxonomy places the organism in Eukaryota, Metazoa, Chordata, Chondrichthyes, Chimaeriformes, Callorhinchidae.